AUGACGGAUGGCGUUCUCUUACGAGAGUCCUUGGUCCAGCCCGAUCUCGACAAAUAUUCUUGCAUUAUAAUGGACGAGGCUCACGAAAGAGCUUUGAAUACAGAUGUUUUGAUGGGCUUGAUCAAGAAAGUUCUUGCAAGAAGAAGAGACCUUAAGCUUAUCGUGACAUCUGCUACCAUGAACUCUGACCGAUUUUCGAAAUUCUACGGAGGAGCUCCAGAGUUUAUAAUUCCUGGACGUACUUUUCCUGUUGAUAUACAAUAUUCUCGUUCUCCGUGCGAAGACUACGUUGAUAGUGCUGUCAAACAAGUGUUGGCCAUCCACGUUUCCCAGGGAUCGGGUGAUAUCCUAGUUUUCAUGACGGGGCAGGAAGAUAUUGAGGCUACUUGCGAAUUGAUACACGAGAGGUUGGCUCUUCUAAAUGAUCCGCCGAAAAUUAGUGUAUUGCCCAUAUACAGCCAAAUGCCGGCUGAUUUACAAGCCAAAAUUUUCGACAAGGCUCCUCCAGGAGUCAGGAAAGUCAUCGUUGCUACCAAUAUUGCUGAGACCAGUUUGACAGUCGAUGGCAUUAUGUAUGUGGUAGAUGCAGGGUUUUCAAAGUUAAAGGUGUACAAUCCGCGAAUGGGCAUGGACACACUCCAAAUCACCCCGAUUUCGCAGGCCAAUGCUUCCCAGCGAGCUGGCCGAGCUGGCCGAACUGGGCCUGGGAAAGCAUAUCAUUUGUAUACUGAGCUUGCAUUCAAAAAUGAGUUUUAUAUUCAAACAAUCCCGGAAAUUCAACGGACAAACCUUGCCAACACGGUACUCCUGCUCAAAUCACUAGGAAUCAAAGACCUGCUGGAUUUUGAUUUCAUGGACCCUCCCCCUCAAGAUACAAUCACAACCUCACUAUUUGACCUUUGGGCUCUCGGGGCAAUUGAUAAUUUGGGGGAUUUAACUGCCAUCGGCCGCCGAAUGAGCGCAUUCCCAAUGGAUCCGUCACUUGCGAAACUCCUAAUUACUUCAUCAGAGCUGUAUGACUGCAGCGAAGAAAUGCUCACAAUCGUAUCUAUGCUCUCUGUACCCAGCGUGUUUUACCGUCCAAAAGAGCGACAAGAGGAGUCCGAUGCCGCUAGAGAAAAAUUCUUCGUGCCAGAGUCAGACCAUCUUACUCUUCUCCAUGUCUACACACAAUGGAAAGCAAACGGUUAUUCAGAUGGGUGGUGUGUGCGCCACUUCCUCCAUCCCAAGGCCCUCCGACGAGCCAAGGAGAUCCGUGAACAGCUACAUGAUAUAAUGAAAAUGCAGAAAAUGCAAUUGACAAGCUGUGGUACGGAUUGGGAUAUUAUUCGAAAAUGCAUUUGUUCCGGCUACUACCAUCAAGCUGGCAGGGUCAAGGGUAUUGGCGAGUAUAUUAAUUUACGGACGAGUGUAACUGUGCAGCUACAUCCCACCAGCUCUUUAUACGGUCUUGGUUUCCUACCUGACUAUGUGGUGUAUCAUGAAUUGAUAUUAACCAGCAAAGAGUACAUGUCUACUGUUACUGCAGUUGAUCCCCAUUGGCUUGCCGAUCUUGGUGGUGUUUUCUAUUCAAUUAAAGAAAAAGGCUACUCUGCGCGCGAACGCCGCGUUACAGAACGUGAGUUCAAUAGGAAAAUGGAAAUAGAAACGCAAAUAGCUGCAGAUCGUCAGAAAGCCGCGGAACUUGCUGCCCGUGAAGCUGAGAAAGAGUCAGCUAAAAAGAGACAGGAAAUACAGACUGCAGUGAGAAGACCGACCGCUACUCCGGGGAUAAGGAGGGCCACUGGUGGUUUGGUCACAAGUGGUAGUGUGGUCAAGAGGCCGCAAUCCAAAAGAGUGGGAAGGGGAUUUUGA
This is a messenger RNA of Trichophyton rubrum CBS 118892, 1854 nucleotides long. RefSeq lists its product as uncharacterized. The record is from RefSeq and is a predicted model, not a curated record. The transcript has 2 exons. The coding region runs from base 1 to 1854 and encodes 617 amino acids. Gene Ontology annotation, cellular component: spliceosomal complex; intracellular anatomical structure. Lineage: Eukaryota; Fungi; Ascomycota; Eurotiomycetes; Onygenales; Arthrodermataceae. Gene Ontology annotation, biological process: mRNA splicing, via spliceosome. Gene Ontology annotation, molecular function: RNA binding.